Molecule: messenger RNA, 1818 nt
Organism: Colletotrichum abscissum
Lineage: Eukaryota; Fungi; Ascomycota; Sordariomycetes; Glomerellales; Glomerellaceae
Exons: 7
Coding region: 1-1818 (605 amino acids)
Biological process (GO): positive regulation of transcription by RNA polymerase II
Cellular component (GO): nucleus
Molecular function (GO): transcription cis-regulatory region binding; zinc ion binding; DNA-binding transcription factor activity, RNA polymerase II-specific
Source: RefSeq, a predicted model, not a curated record
AUGUCGACGACAUGUCUGACUUGCAAAAAGCAACAUCUCAAAUGCGCGUGGAGCACAGAUGACGAUGCGUCUCCGUCUUCUGCUCGGCCCGACGUCUACUUGAAAUCAUGUAUUCGAUGCAGAGCAACUGGCAAGGACUGUAUUCCGGCCCCCGCAAUUCGAUUCAAGCAUGCCACUGAGACGCCGAGCGCUACGGAGCAGACGUGGGUGCCCUAUCCGCGGCGAUUACACUUUGUCGAUGAAACCCAGGAACUUGAGGCUCUUUAUUGGUCUGAACACGGCAGCCCGCCGCCGCAACCACAAGCGCAACUGCAACUCCAUCCACCGGCAGCACUACAGCCGCAGCUUGCACCGGCGGAGGGUCGGCGGGUACCACUGCCAGCGACACAUCCUGAUCCUGGUUCAUCAUUAUCAUCAUCCGCGCUGUUAGUGGAUCUAGAACAACAACGACGCCGAGAACAACGGCAACCCGAUGACGCCGCAUCCGCAUCCCCGGCUCUCAUCAUCGACUCGCAUAGCCGAGAUCAUCGUGAUGCCCGGCUUCUAGUCCCGAGUCCUCACAGCCAACCCGCCUCUACGCCGGCUGCGAGUUGGAGAGAGGUGCAGGUGCAGACACCAACAACUUUGCCAUCUGUUUACAGCGCUAUUCCAUCCGGGUCAACUCUCGGGUUGGCCAACUUUGAGCAUCAUGACGAUGUCGUGUUUCCUUUUACGCAGCCUCAUGAGGUGAGGUUGAUGAAGUACUAUCUAGAGUACAUGUGCACCUGGUUCGAUCUAUGCGACGCAAGACGGCACUUUGCAAUCGUCGUUCCCCGAAGAGCAACAACAUGUCCAACCCUCCUCAACGCAAUCUUCGCCCUCUCCUCCCGCCACCUCAGCCUCCAUGAACAGUAUGACCCCUACGCCUCGGACCGCUACCAUCAAGAAUGCCUCAAACACCUCACUACCAUCUCAAACGACUCGUCGGCCCUUACGAACGAUGACCUCCUCGCGGCGACAAUCCUCCUCCGCACCCUUGAAGAGCUCGAUGUCCCGCUCAUCGGAACAGACCACGAGGGCCAUCUUCUCGGCAUCCAGCUCUUCAUGAACACGCAAAACGCAUCCGCCCUCGACCCGCCGAGCUCCCUCCGACAGGCUUCGUUCUGGGUAGGCCUCCGGCAGGAAAUUACCAUGGCGUUUGCGACGCAGCGGCCGAUCAAGGUCAAGCUCGACCACCUCUUCAUUGACCGGUCCUUUUCGCCGACUGAUGACGAUUGCUGGGCGAAUCGCAUCGUCGUGCACUGCGCCGAGGUGGUGCAGUUCUGUUUUGGCGAGGUGGAGAACCGCAAGAGCGAGUAUCAGCGGCUGGUUGAGUAUGACUAUAACUGGCUACGCGCGAGGCCGCUUUCUUGGCUGCCUAUCGCGUACUCUGAGCCGGACCUUGCUUCAGGCUUGGUGUUUCCGCAAAUCUUUUACAUUAAUCAUGCAGUCGUAAUCGGAAAUGUGCAUGGGGCGUUAGCACGAGCGCUCUUGAUGUGCCACGACGAGAGCAUUCCCAAGAUAGGACCUAGUCGAAUCCGAGCUCGAAAAAAGCUAGAUAACGACAUUCGUAUGCAAGUCCGAGAACUAUGUGGCGCCGCGCUAUCAAACAAGCAGACGAUACCAGCCAUGUUCACGGCCUGUAUGGGUGUCACGGCGUGCGGGGACAGGUUCGUCGAAUAUGCCGAGCAAAAAGCACUAUUGGAUAUUUUAGUCAAGACGGAUGUUGAGCACAUGUGGCCCACUGCUUCGGCACAGUCACACUUGAAGAGGGCGUGGGGGUGGGAGGACGAUUCAUGA